ACCACUUCGUUAUUUUCAGUCCAAUUUAUUUGCACCGGUGUGGCUAAAUUUCAUAACAUUUUUGAUAUAUAAAUAAUUAUCAAAUAGAACUUGAAUACAUAAAAUGAGUAAUUAUUUCAAAUUAUUAAGAAAACCAGUCACAACACUAUUAUGUGCGCCACAGCAACUGUCAAAAAGAUUUUACGCUGCGGCGCCAAAACGAUUCUAUAAGAAAACUUCAGUACUCUAUAAUGAUGGCAAGUAUGAAGUAACGCUUGAUAGCCGAAAAUUAAAGACACCAAAUGGCACAUUAUUCACCGUGAAAAGUGAACCACUGGCAAUAGCUGUAGCCACAGAGUUUGAAGCACAGAAGGAGCACAUUGAACGUUCUAAAAUGCAUUUAUCAGCAUUAUGUUUUACGGCAUUAGAUAAUCCUAAUAAGCAUACGAAAACGGAUAUGGUCAAUUACAUAUUGAAUUACAUUGCAACUGACACAGUGCUCUUCCAGUAUGAUGAUGAAAAAGAUCUGCAUGACUUACAACGCAAUGAAUGGGAUCCAAUUAUUAAUUGGUUUAAUGAACGAUAUGGUACCAAUUUAGAGAAAACAAUGGUAAUGUCUCCACCAAAUGUAACCGCCGACGAUAAAAUGAAGGUAUCGAAAUAUUUACUCUCGCACAGCGAAGAUGUGCUGUUUGGUUUCAUUUAUGCCGUAGACACUUUAAAAUCAGUUUUACUAGCAUUCGCUACCAUUGAUCAACGUAUAACCGUUGAUAAGGCUGUUGCAUUGGCACGCCUGGAAGAGGAAUAUCAAUCGAAAUUUUGGGGUCGCGUGGAGUGGGCACAUGAUUUGAGUCAACAAGAGCUGCAAGCGCGCUUAGCAGCUGCUGUACUAUUCGUACAUCUCAAUCGUUCCGAGCAUUUUGUAAAGGAAAAGUUAAUUGUUUGAAGAAAUAGUGUAAAUUGAAAUUGGUUAGCUUAAGUAAUGAAAUUAAAACAAAAAAUAUUUGGUACAGAAAUACAAUUUGUCGCAAGGCCAUUUUAAUACAACAA
Molecule: messenger RNA, 1029 nt
Organism: Ceratitis capitata (Mediterranean fruit fly)
Lineage: Eukaryota; Metazoa; Arthropoda; Insecta; Diptera; Tephritidae
Product: ATP synthase mitochondrial F1 complex assembly factor 2
Exons: 4
Coding region: 104-925 (273 amino acids)
Biological process (GO): mitochondrial proton-transporting ATP synthase complex assembly
Cellular component (GO): mitochondrion
Source: RefSeq, a predicted model, not a curated record